AUGACCCCCAACUUCCCCAACCUCCUUUCCCCCGCCUUCCAACCCUUCUCCACCUGUCCUCUCGACUCCACCGCCGAUCCCUCCUCUACUGCAUCUACUGAUGCAGAAUCAUCCGGAACCCCCCGAAAAACAUAUCUUUUAGCCACAAUAUCCCAGAACAUGACACUUUCCACCACCCCAACUUUUAUUUGCACGGAUUCUGCUGGUGCUUCGUUUGCGCUGACGAUUAUUCUUCAGGCGCCAUUGACGCCUGCGCAAUUGGAGGGAAGUGGGGGUGGUAAUGGAAAUGGAAAUGGAAAUGAAGGUCGAAAUGGGUUUGAUAUUGAUAAAUUAAAGAAAGGGCAUACGGUGGUAGUGCCGAACCCGAGGAGGCACGGGGUCAGAGAGGGAAAACAGGGGUAUGUUAGGUGUACAUGGCGGGAUCUUGUUAUCGUCCCGACAUCGUUGGAUAAAUUACUAGUAAUGAGUGAAAAAUUCGUCAAAGUUCGGGCAAAUAUGGUAGACAACAUCCAAGAGGGUGUGGUAAACUGUCAGUCAUGUGAUAGGAAGGCUAGUGAAGAGGAGCUCUCGAGGUGUAAGGGAUGCAAUGAAGUUAGGUAUUGUGGCAAGAAAUGCCAAACGGAAGGAUGGAUCGAGAAAGGUCAUAAGAGUGAGUGUAAGGUUCUGAAAGUGAUGGGUGGCAUGGAACUAGAGGAUUAUAUUGCAGGAUGA
This is a messenger RNA of Sclerotinia borealis F-4128, 711 nucleotides long. Lineage: Eukaryota; Fungi; Ascomycota; Leotiomycetes; Helotiales; Sclerotiniaceae. The record is from the annotation of a GenBank genome assembly.